AUGGAUCCCUCGCACCCCCGCAGCCACCUCGAGUGCAUCGGUACGGACCGCACGCGCUGCGGCUACUGCAAGAAGCAGUACACCUCGGCCAACUUUGGCGCGUGGGCCCACAACCUCGACGUCCGCGAUUAUCAGGACAUGCUAGACGCCGGUUGGCGUCGCUCCGGCUCCUAUCUCUACCGCCCGGACCUCGUCACCACGUGCUGUCCCUCGUACGUCAUCCGUCUGGACGCCACCCGAUUCAUCCCAUCCUCCACCCAGAAGCGCGUGCUCAAGCGCUUGCGUCGCCACGCCAAUCACCCCAGCCCCCUCUCCCCUAGCUCCUCCUCGGUUUCCAACUCGUCCGCUCUGCGCAUCCCGGAUCCCCCGAAAACCUUGCAUGCCCCGCUUAUUGGGCCUUCCGCCCUCGAUGGCGGCCGUGCCAAAUUGGUACGCCUCUUGUCCGACGCCACGCACGCGGCGAUUGAUGCUGUCUUGUGUGAUUCAAAGGAUGCUACCCUCUUUCCGCCGAGAGCGCUUGUGGAUUCUGUCAGAUCAAAGGUCAAGGUCUACCCGCCACGAGCCUCCAGUAGCACCAACAAGAAGCGAAAACGAACUCCGCCGUCGUCUGCACAACCGGAGAGCCCGUCUCUCUCCGACCCUGAUACCUUGCGACUGACGAGCAAUGUCGCCCUCGUCAUCGCUUCGGCAGAACGGAUAGCGCAACCCCCCACGCAUUCGACGGAGGAAGACGUUCAGAACAGGGCCCAGGCGCGACGGAAAGGGGGUGAGAGCAAUCCUCAGAUGAAAGCAACUAAGCGGGUGCAGAUGCGUAGGCAGAUGGAAUUGGCCUCAUGUCUCUGUCGCCAUCUCGAAGCGGCCCUGCCUGAAAACCAACACGUCGACGUCACGGAGCCUGGCUUUCUAAAUUUUUUUAUAUCCAACGACGAACAAGCUGGCGAAAGCACUACGUCCAUGCAUCACGGUGUCAGCGCUCAAAAGUGCAUGGAAGUCCAGCCUGCCAAGCAGAUGGGUCUUCCAGCCGGCUUGCAAAUCCCGAUACCACCAAGCGAGGCUCUGCUUCCACAGUUUCAAGACCCCAUCACAGCCAAGACAAUUCCACUCAGUCGCAUCGGGUCAGAUGCUUCCAGCGAUAAAACAGUCGGGCCGCAAGAUGUUCCUGGGCUCAUGCAGACUGAAAGCUCGCAACUUUCCGACGGGUCGAGUGAAGCAAGAAGCGCCGGUUUGCCGCGCACUGAUGCGAUUUUACAGGAACUCUCUGAGGGGAAAUCGUUCACAAUGGAACUCGUACCCGCAGAGUAUCGCCAAGAAGCGUACGAGAUAUUCCAAAAGUAUCAGAUGACGGUCCAUCACGAGGACGCUGACCAGUGCACAGAGGAAACAUACAAGAGAUUUCUUGUCGACUCUCCGCUGACAAGAGUACGUCGAGCAAGUGAUGCUGAGCGAUUGUAUGGUUCGUACCACAUGCAAUACCGGUUAUGUGGCAGGCUUUUCGCCGUCGGCGUUGUCGACAUUCUGCCGAAGUGUUUGAGCUCUGUUUAUUUGUUCUAUGACCCAGAGUUUGCAAAACUUUCCCCCGGGACGCUGUCUGCUGUGAAGGAAGUGGAGUGGGUUAGGAGGGCUUCAACAAUUUUUCCAACUUUGCGAUAUUAUUAUAUGGGAUAUUAUAUUCAUUCUUGUUCGAAGAUGAGGUAUAAGGCGGCUUUCUCUCCGUCAGAGAUGCUUUGUGAAGAAACAAAGAACUGGAUUCCUGCUACUGAUGCUCGAAGCUGUCUCGACUCUGCAACGGGGCGAGUUUUACGAUUUGCGCCUGAGGGCAUGCCGCCGGCUCCUCAUGCAGAGGACUUUCGGAUUGAUGACGAAACUGGGCAGUUGACUGGGGACGCUAUAUUUCAGGUCAACUUAGAACGCGAUGGCUACCGAAUGUUGCCGUACCGCCUGCUUGAUGGGAUGCUACAAAUGCAGUUGCCAAGACAACGAGAAGCCGUCUUGCAAAGACUGCGGACUUUUAUUCGGCUUGUAGGAAAGGUGAAUUACAAGAAUUAUGUCCACUUACUGUAG
Molecule: messenger RNA, 2061 nt
Organism: Chondrus crispus (carragheen)
Lineage: Eukaryota; Rhodophyta; Florideophyceae; Gigartinales; Gigartinaceae
Exons: 1
Coding region: 1-2061 (686 amino acids)
Biological process (GO): protein arginylation
Cellular component (GO): cytoplasm
Molecular function (GO): arginyl-tRNA--protein transferase activity
Source: RefSeq, a predicted model, not a curated record